Capsicum annuum is the source of this 2147-nucleotide messenger RNA. Its product is annotated as glycosyltransferase family 92 protein RCOM_0530710. The transcript is spliced from 2 exons. The coding region runs from base 269 to 1933 and encodes 554 amino acids. NCBI's taxonomy places the organism in Eukaryota, Viridiplantae, Streptophyta, Magnoliopsida, Solanales, Solanaceae. The record is from RefSeq and is a predicted model, not a curated record.
GUUGAAAAGGGAAUAAUAAUUGCAAUUGUAAUAGAAAUAAAAUAAUAAAACAAAAGAAGGAAGUUGCAACAAAGUGGGCGACCUCGUAUCUUUUUUGUUAUUGGCAGAAGCAAUUUGACUAAGCGUAAGUCUGCUGCUACUAAUAUGCUCAAAAAAAAAACAAAAACUCGACAAGAAGAAGAAGAAGAACAAAACGAUGAUGAUCGUCGCUGUUUUUGCUUUAAAACAGAGUUUCAGAAACUGGGGCUGCUGAAUUUUGACUCUGAGUAUGGGUCAAAUUCCUGUCUUGGGACUGAAGCAUCGUAAGAAACAACGUGCAGUUUUGGCAACGGUUCAAAUUCCUAAGAAAUCUUUUGUCUGGUCUACUCUUGUUCUUGUCUGUUUUGUUGGCUUCACUUUCUCUUCUGUUUGGCUCCUUCUUCCAGGGUUUCAUUCAUGGCAGCCGGCGGCAGCUACAGUCACCACCGUUGUUAAACCGAAUAUCAUAGUUACAGAAACCGUUGAAUUUCCCGACGAGACAGUUGUUUUCCUAAAAUACCCUCCUUCAACUCCUCUAUUUACAAAAGAUGACCUGUACUGCCACUACGUUACUCCUAACCUUUCUCAGUACCCUGAAUCAGUUGAAAACGAUGAAUUAUCGGGUCAACAGCUCGUUCGAUGUCCCCUGAUUAAGCCGCGCGGUGUGCUGACGUCACUUUCCGUCGAGAGUACUGGUGAUACCUUCUCAUUUGGGCCCACACGCCGGUGGAACUCGUUGGCCUAUGAGGCGAUGAUCGAUCGCGAUAACACGACUAUUGUGUUUGUCAAAGGGUUCAAUCUUCGUGGGGGGAAACAAUCGGACCCUUCCAAGUUCAAGUGUGUUUUUGGUUGGGAUGUUAAGAAUCCGAAAUUCGUGUUACAAUCAGAUGCUGUAUCAGUAGCUCAAGAAGUUGUUCGAUGUAAUACCCCGAUGAGCAUACUGAAUAAUCCGCAGAGGGUUAUUGGUAGUAAUAUGAAUCAGCCUAUUAAGGUUUCUGUUAGAAUGGUUGGUAAACAGCCUUUAGAGUCCACAGCGAGUCCUCAACGCUAUCUGCAGCCUAACCUGCCAGGUCAAAAACAGCAUGAGAUGUGUGUCUGCACAAUGUUAAGGAACCAGGCUAGUUUCUUGAAAGAGUGGAUCAUGUACCAUACUAGAAUCGGAGUACAGCGUUGGUUUAUAUAUGAUAAUAACAGCUUGGACGAUAUUGAUGAUAUCAUUAAGGUAUUAUCGAUGGAUGGGAACAUAAAUGUGACGCGACAUGUUUGGCCUUGGGUCAAGACUCAAGAGGCAGGUUUUUCUCAUUGUGCAUUACGAGCUAGGGACGUGUGUGAGUGGGUAGGUUUUAUGGAUGUUGAUGAGUUCUUUCACUUGCCUACAGGUAUGUCAUUACUUGACAUAUUAAGAAACCAAUCCAAUUAUCCUAGUAGUAAAGUUGCUGAGUUGCGGGUGUCGUGUCAUAAUUUUGGACCAUCCGGUCUCAAACAUGUCCCGGCACAAGGGGUCACCAUGGGGUACAAUUGCAGGAUGAUUGCACCUGAGAGGCACAAGAGUAUAGUGAAACCAGAAGCAUUAAAUUCAACACUAAUCAAUGUGGUUCAUCAUUUUCAUUUGAAGUCUGAGUUUAGGUAUGCCAAUAUGGAUAGAAAUGUGAUUGUGAUCAACCAUUACAAGUAUCAAGUUUGGGAUGUGUUCAAGGAGAAGUUCUACAGGAGGGUGGCUACUUACGUAUCUGAUUGGCAACAGGAGAGAAAUGUUGGGUCCAGGGAUCGUGCCCCGGGUUUAGGGACAAGAGCUGUUGAACCACCAGAUUGGUCUAGUCGAUUUUGUGAAGUUAUUGAUACCGGCCUUAAGGAUCGAGUAGCAGAGAUGUUCACCGACCCAAACACUGGCAGGUUACCCUGGCAAAAUCACUGACAUGACUUGGAUGGAACAUGACAUUAUUUAGUAUCAGAUGCAACAAAUGUUUCUUUUGCUAUUUUAUUUGUACAUGAAAUAGUCGAUAUAUUCUUUUUGUACAUGAAUUUACGUCACGACACAAAAGAGCAAUAUGAAAAUGAAAGGUGAAUGUUCAAUUUACCUGUACUUGUAUCUGGUGAAAAUUAUUAUAAAUCCAAUAAUAAUUGGGUAA